GCGACGUGCCGGUGCUCGUCUUUGCUCGUCGAAGGUGUGUGCGACCCCGGUGCGCGUAUACCGCUGGAUCGAGUGGGUGCGUGAGUCAUCAUCUUUGGCCCGUGCGACUCGGGAAAGUGGAGUGGGCGGCUGGCGGCGGAGGCGUCUUGGGCGCUCUUCGGCGCCUUUCGGGUUGACUUCGCUGAUGUCACCCUGGAACGCCGCGCGACUCGGCUUCGAUCGGUGUGGGACUGCGGACGUGCACCGCUCACGGAUACGCCACUGAUGCGGUCCGGCCGCCCCCGCCUGGAAAGUCGUCCUGCGCGGCCUUCAAGGUGAGUGUGCAAGACGGCCAAGGCCUCCUCGGCUGGCUGGUGCGAAAUCCGUCAUGGCGACAUGUCUCAGGAGGGCGAGGUGAGCGGCCCAACGAUUGGCUGGUGGCGGUGCGGUGAACGUUAGCGGCUCAGCGGCCGCCAUGUGGCUGGUGCCGAGGCGCCGGGGCUUGGUGCUCAAGCUGCUGCUGGCCGUGCCCGUCACCUGGCUUCUGGUGACGUUGCUCUUCACCUACACGGACGUGCGCCUCAGGCCCGGAGCGGACCAGCCUGGCUUCCAGCAGCAGGAACAGCAGCACCCGCAGCAAGCGCACAAGGAUGGCGACCACUUGGACAGCAAUGCCAUCAAGGACUCGAAGCCGGCCGACCGGAGGGUGGACGAGCAGCUGCCUCCCCUGGCGCGCAAGCGUGCCGAGCGGGAGAGGCCGCCCUCGAAGGAGGAUGACAAGGAGGCCAAGGGGCCCGCCAUGCAGGCGGUGCUGGUGCCCCCCCGCAACCCGGACGGCCCCGGGGAGCUCGGGCGCCCCGUGGUGCUCAGUGGGCUCACGGAGGAGCAGGAGAAGCGGGUCAAGAAGGGCUGGGACCAGAACGCCUUCAACCAGUACAUCAGCGACAUGAUCUCCCUGCACCGCUCCCUGCCGGACGUCCGGGACAGCGAGUGUAAAGAGGAGAAGUACCUGAAGAAGCUUCCCCCCACGAGCGUGAUUGUGUGCUUCCACAAUGAAGCGUGGAGCGUGCUCCUGCGAACGGUGCACAGCAUCCUGGACCGGUCGCCCGAUCCCCUGCUCCGAGAGAUCAUCCUCGUCGACGAUUUCUCCGACAUGCCGCACCUGAAGAGCCAGCUGGAGGACUACGUGGCCCACCUGUCCAAGGUGAAGAUAGUCCGUGCCCAGAAGAGGGAGGGCCUGAUUCGGGCGAGGCUGCUGGGGGCCGCUGCGGCCACAGCCCCCGUGCUCACCUACCUCGACUCGCACUGCGAGUGCACUGAGGGGUGGUUGGAGCCACUACUGGACCGGAUAGCGCGCAACUCCACAACGGUGGUGUGCCCCGUGAUCGACGUGAUCAGCGACAGCACCUUUGAGUACCACUACCGGGACUCCGGGGGAGUGAACGUGGGGGGCUUCGACUGGAACCUCCAGUUCAGCUGGCACGCCGUCCCCGAGAGGGAGCGCAAGCGGAGGCUGCACUCAUGGGACCCCGUCUGGUCUCCCACCAUGGCCGGUGGCCUGUUCUCCAUCGACAAGGCCUUCUUUGAGAAGCUGGGCACCUACGACAGUGGCUUUGACAUCUGGGGGGGAGAGAACCUCGAGCUGUCCUUCAAGACGUGGAUGUGCGGUGGCACCCUAGAGAUUGUUCCCUGCUCGCACGUGGGGCACAUCUUCCGCAAGCGAAGCCCGUACAAGUGGCGGUCCGGUGUCAACGUCCUGCGCCGCAACUCUGUGCGCCUGGCCGAGGUGUGGCUCGACGAGUACGCCAAGUACUACUACCAACGCAUCGGACAAGACUUGGGAGACUUUGGGGACGUGAGUCCUCGCAAGGCGCUGAGGAAGCAGCUCAAGUGCCGUUCCUUCGACUGGUACGUGCGCACCAUCUACCCGGAGCUCUUCGUGCCAGGAGAUGCCGUCGCUUCGGGAGAGGUACGCAACAAGGGCGAGGGGGGCCACACCUGCUUGGACAGCCCUGCCAGCCGGGACAACAUGCACAAGGCUGUGGGCAUGUACCCGUGCCACGGACAGGGAGGAAACCAGUACUGGAUGCUGAGCAAGGAAGGGGAGAUCCGCCGGGACGAAGCGUGCCUGGACUAUGCCGGGGACGAGGUCAUCCUCUACCCUUGCCACGGCUCCAAGGGCAACCAGCUGUGGCUCUACGACGACGUGAGCCACACGAUCCAGCACGGCAGCAGCCACAAGUGCCUGGAGAUGAAGCAGGACCGAGAGAAGGUGUCCAUGGAGACGUGCAACGGGAACCUCAGGCAGCACUGGAUCUUCCAGAACUACAAUGCCACAAAGGCCGCCGACCAGGGGAAGGGCCUCUGAGGCAGCCCCGCCCCUCUCGACGCGGCCUCCGCGCCGGGCGGCGGGACGUCACGGGCCGGGUGCCGCAUUUGCUCGACCGUGAGUGGACCCUCCUCGUGGGAAGGAGACCCCUCCGUCUGCUCCCACGCGAAGCGCACGGGGAGAGAACCAGUUGCCGCAAGUUGCGGGCAAUCAAAGUUUUGGCCGAAGGACGUAAUCUGCGCUUAGGUUCACAGCGCGCAAAACAUUGAGCAUAUAUAUUCGAGAAUACGUGGCAGCGCUUGAAGACAAGAACAAAAGGGGGAGAACUGGAUAACACUGCAUGCUAACUUUCAACCAUCUAUUCGCAGAUCUAUUUAUUCCUACGAGUAAACAGUUGAAAGUUAGUGGACAGUGUUGCCCAGUUCUCCUCCUUUUGUCCUCGUCUUCGAGCAAUACCUUAACUACUCUCAAACCCAGCACCAACUCCGUACAACAGUCGGCACUGCUGAGCCUAUAGUCUGUUACAGGUUAAGAAUAGCGGCAUACACCCCUCCCACGAAGCUCUCUGCUCGCCAUGGUUGGUAGCUUCCUCCUCUCCAGCAUUCACUGUGCUACAUUUGAAAGAGUGGAAGGGUUUUCUGGGAGGAGCUUGGUCCCUUUACUCUUAACCUUCAACAGAUUAAGGCAUCUAAGCGCAGAUCAUGUUCGUCUCGGUGUUUGUGGCAACUGGCGCUCCACGUGCCUUGUGGAAGCAUAGAGGUAUGGGGCCGCCUUUCCUCCGAGUCUAUUCACAUUUCGCCUGCCUCGUGGCGUUCUGGCGGUCGGCACUGAGAGCACAUGUUCCCGAAGGCAUCUCUUCGCUUCGUCCGCCACCGCUUCGUUCACGUCCUCUCUUCGGCUCGGCAGUCUCCGCGUCAUUUGGAAGCCGGAGAAGGCCAGAAGCAAAAGCCGGACGUCGAGAAGAAGCACCGGGAAGCGCCAGUGGUCGUUCCGGUAACCACAGUCCUUCCUCUGAACUUUUGGAAGCUCUGGAUGUGGACUAUCGAAAACUUUGAGUGCACAUGGGUGUGGGGGUGUCGCUGGGUGCACCGCGAAACCGUCCGGGGGUGGGAGACUCGAAGGCGGAAGAGGACGGAAGAAGAGGGAUUUCCACGAGAAGAGCAAGUGCCAAGAACCGUUCCCCGAGGCAUUGCGGGCAAAUCAAAUCCACAGCGAACAGCACAAAACUUGGACCCAAGAGCUGCACAAACCAAGACUGCCCCGGAACAGUGUGCUUUGCCAACAGUGCCUCUUUCGGACCUGCAUCGUUUUUAAUUGUUUGUUUUAUUGUUGCGUUUGUUGAGCGUGUGCCCUUGCCAGGCAACGUUGUAUGGACCUUGUAACAAAUUGCAGCCCCUAGGAACCACAGGAGUUGGGAGCUUCUGGGCUGCGACAAAGGAUGAGAAACAGUGCACAAACAUCAUUUUUGUAUUGUGAACCAUCUAAGUUAUGCUAAUGCUGUUGAGCUGUUCCAUAUUUUUUUUUUUCUCGCGCUACACAUGUAUUUGGUUUCAAGUUUGGGGUGGUGUGGUGUGCAUCUGAUACUCUCCUUUCCAGGAAGGUCUUACAGUUUUGUGGGGCUUUUGUUUCGUUUUGUGUCGUUUGGGGGGGGGGGGGGGGGGGGCGGUACCGGGUGCACUGUCGUGCGAUGUGGUUAAACCUUUUGUUCUGAGGUGAAGGAAGCUGUUUUACUGUGUAGCACUUGUUUCUUUCGUUUUUCUGGUUGAACUUUCAAAAAACUGCAUUCCAUCCUUCUAGUCAGCUCAAGCAUUCCAGUUAUUUUUGCUGCACGUGUGCAUGUGUGUUUUCAUUUCUAAGAAUGAAAAGAGAAAUGCUUUUGGACGUCAGAUAUUCAAAAUAAUUGUGCCUUACUGAAAGUAAAAGUUUGCAAAUGGUUCACUUUUCAUUAAUAAAACUGUUACUGUCCUGCA
This is a messenger RNA of Ixodes scapularis (black-legged tick), 4278 nucleotides long. RefSeq names its product putative polypeptide N-acetylgalactosaminyltransferase 9. The record is from RefSeq and is a predicted model, not a curated record. Lineage: Eukaryota; Metazoa; Arthropoda; Arachnida; Ixodida; Ixodidae. Gene Ontology annotation, cellular component: Golgi apparatus.